UAAAGCCACCCGUUUCAGUUGUUGUAACAGUCCAAAAGAAAUCAUAUGUUGACAGAGUAUGAUCAUGGAGAAAAACAUAGCAUGUUUGAUAAAAAUAAUCUCGAAAAACCUACAUGUUUUUUUCAGGCGUUUAUUCUCUUUAAAGAGUUUUUAUACCACCGAAUCCAUCAAAAACAAGAAAUUGUUGGGAAGCUGCUUUUCCUCAGCAAAAAGCUAUUAAGUAGUAAUACAUUCCAUAAUGACUGUAAUAGAAAACAAUUUAUCUCAUGUUUAUUAAUUUCGGAUUUAUGGAUACAGUGUAAUAGCUUUGCGGCAAACCUUUUGACUUAUCAGUUCACUGAAGAAUUUAAAGACAUUUUGUAAAAAUUGAAAUGUUUGAAAAAAAUCAUCCUUUUAAACCUGGUUCCUAUUGCCGUGCUGUAUCAGAAUUUAUUUCAAUGAUUACAAUCACGAAUAAUAAAUAGUGAUCCGGAAGUAAAUAUUGAAUUAAAAC
Schistosoma rodhaini is the source of this 493-nucleotide messenger RNA. NCBI's taxonomy places the organism in Eukaryota, Metazoa, Platyhelminthes, Trematoda, Strigeidida, Schistosomatidae. The record is from the annotation of a GenBank genome assembly.